AUGGUCUUACUUCAACUUGCAGUUGUUUCGGCCUGGAUCGGCUGCGGUAGUGCCCAUACCAAUGUAGUGGACUUGGUUUCUGCUGCAGCUGCUGCCACUGCUGUCAAGUGUAUGAAGGAAACGACGCAGCGUGUGGACUGUUACCCACCAAGUCCUAACUUUCCAGGGCCAACGGAAGAGUUGUGUCUGGCUCAAGGCUGUUGCUGGAAGAGUCUCGAGAAUGAUGGUGUCCCAUGUGCUUUUGCAGAAGAAAAUUCGCCUAUCGAUGCAAAAUGUUCAAAUGUUGCUAAAGCAUCGCGUUUGGCAUGUCGAAACCCGAGAUUUGCAUCUUUGAAGGUACUGGAAGACGCCGACACUUGUCAAUUAGUCGGCUGCUGUUUUAGAGAUGGAGAGUGUUUUCAGCCGAUGACGGAUGGAUACGAAUUAUUAACAUUGGACAAGACAAGCAAUGGAUGGCGUGGAACACUUGUGUUGCGACAUGGGGACCGUGGACCUUUUGGGAACGAUGUGCCUUUGCUUGAGCUGAAUGUCAUUCGCGAGUCGGAAAGUCAAGUGCGCAUCCGUAUCACUGACCCCGCUUUUCCACGGUAUGAGGUACCAGACCUUCCUGUCCGACGUCAAAACGACAAAAGUGAUACGGAAGAGAGUAGUGACUUUGAUGUUCACUUUACACCAUGGCCGUUUGGAGUUGCGGUCACACGUCGACACUCUGGGGAGGUGCUAUUUAAUUCAACGCCUCCGGAAGACGAUGUUACUUUUAGUGGCUUAGUAUUUGAAAACCAGUUCCUCGAGAUAUCGACCCAGUUGACAGCUGACGAAGACGAUGAUGAGCCUGUUUUGUACGGCCUUGGUGAACGAUUGGGCAAUGCACGCCUUCAUGCAGAUGAUAAAGGAGACCUCUAUCCGAUGUUUGCACGGGCACCAAACGUGUCCGCUCCUGUGCAUACUCGCAGUGGUGGGGACAAUUUGUACGGCGUUCAUCCCUUCGUAAUGCAGCUGAAAGGAAGUAACUUAGGUAACGCCCACGGUAUAUUCGUUCUGUCCUCGAACGCGAUGGAGGUUGUGGCGCGUAGCGAUGCUCUAACGUAUCGACUUACGGGUGGCAUUUUCGAUGUUUUUGUCUUCUCUGGUCCGACCCCACAAAACGUGAUUGAGCAGUACACGGAUAUUGUCGGUCGUCCAGCUAUGCCUCCUUACUGGGCCUUGGGUUAUCAUGUGGGCCAGCACGGAGAAACAACGUCGAUUGACGAUGCGAUGAGGCUUGUCACGCAGCUCCGCAUAGCUGGUGUUCCCAUGGAUGCAUAUUGGCAAGAUUAUGAGUACAUGAUAGACGAUGAACGCGCGCUGUCUUUGAACGAAAAAAAGUUUCCACACCGAGAUAUGAAUGCGUUCAUUGACGACCUGCACUUUCACAGCCAGUAUUUUGUAUGUGUCCAAGUUCCGGCCAUUACGUUGACAAAUGCGUCCAUGACUGGGUAUGAUAAGGAUAUGGCGAAAUAUAGUGCUAGGACAAACCCAAGGCAAACAAUUCUUGCACUACAUACCCAUGACCAAAGGAACGACAGCGAUGAUGCCGGGUACGAAAAAAAUAGCGACAAGGACGAUUACAUCGAUGCUUUGGGAAGCGACACAACUGAUAGAAGCGGUAGCGACAAAGGUGAAAUAUACAACCAUGACAGCCACAGCGAUGAUGAUCGAGGUGACCGCAGUAGCAAUGAGAAGGAUAGAAAGGAAUGGGAUCCAAUUGUGCGGGGCGAAGAGCUGGAUGUGUUUAUAAAAGGAGUCAACGGCGAGCGCUAUGCGCAGAAAGCUUUGCGAUCUGGCUGGGCAGUCUUUAUCGAUUUUUUCCACCCAGAAGCCUCGCGCUAUUGGCAUGAGCAGUUGGCUAUGUUCCAUAAGUAUGUUGUGCCAUUUGACGGAUUGUGGCUUGACAGUAAUGAGCCCAGCAGCGCCUGUGACUGCACUCUGGCUGCGGAGGAUGACGUUUGCGUCCACGUUUGCAGUGGACGACAUUUACAGACCAGAGCAACGUCGCCUGGAGGCAUUCAAAUGGAAGAGUUUGCAACUGGAGCUGAUGGCGGGUUCAUUCGCACAAACGACGUGAACUUUCCAUUUGAUCCGUAUCGUCAACCAUUCGCACCAGGGCAGAACGAUCCCAGCAAGGGGGGACAUGGCAAUUUAAACUCGGGUACGCUUCCUAUGGCAGCACUUCACCAUUCAUCACUCCAUUACAAUCUCCAUUCUCUGUACGGCCAUGAACACGCUCGCGCUACGCGACACGCCCUCGACUCCAUUGUCAAAAAACGCAGUGUCCUGCUUUCUCGCUCAACUUUCUCUGGAAGUGGUCGGUAUACUGGCCACUGGCUGGGCGAUAAUGCGGAAGCUUCGUGGGAACAACUGCGCUUGUCAAUAUCUGGUACGCUACAGAUGAAUCUGUUGGGAAUCCCGCUGACAGGACCAAACGUGUGCGGCUCCAAAGGGCGAUCAUCGAGAGAGCUUUGCGUACGCUGGCAUCAAGCUGCUUCAUUCCUGCCACUGCUACGAAACCAUGCAGAGAAUGAUGGAGCAAAACAAACACCCAUUGACUACGACGCAGACGCCCUUAACAUUUUGCGGUCAACUCUGCUGAGGCGCUAUCGGUACCUGCCAUAUAUGUACACUCUUUUCUAUGAGGCACACCGUUCGGGCAAUCCCGUGGCUCGACUGCUCUCGUUUGAGUUUCCAGGUGACAAGAGCGCUCGAGAUAUCGAGCAUCAGUAUUUGCUUGGUCCGGCCCUGAUGAUAUCGCCCGUCGUACAUGAAGGCGCUAUUUCUACGGAGGUGUAUUUUCCUGCUGCUCACUGGUACGAUGCGCAUAGUGGUAAGCUGGCGUUGGAUCCCGCAGCUGGUGAUAACCGACGUGUUAGCUUGUUGACUCCGUUGCCCAAGCUACAGGUACACCUUCGCGGAGGUUACAUUGUCCCGACGCAACAAUCGCUUACUACAACAGCUCUUUCUCGACGUGGAGCUUUCACGCUUUUAGCAGCGCUGGAUAAAUCACAGGAACGCGCAUCGGCAGUUGGAGAGCUAUAUAUUGACGAUGGUGACUCGUUACUGGCAAUGGAAGAUCACCGGUACUCACUGGUGGGCUUUAAGGUGUAUCAAAAUUCAAGCGAUACAAUUGAGUUCUCGUGCUCCGUAAAGUUUCACGGAUACGCUGGACCAGAGAUGCAUGCAGACCUCGGAGAAGUUCGCGUGUAUGGUGUGCACGGGGAUGGCUUUGCAGCAAAUUCGACAAUGGAUGCAACACUUGUGUCACCUAGAGGAGGAUCUUCGCGUCAACACUCAAUUAAAGCUGACUACUUCGCGCAGUCAGACAUGCUGGUUCUCUCUCGUCUUAACAUGUUUAUUGGUCAAGAAUUUCAUGUGAAGGUGGUUGCCCAACCAGCCGCAGCACCUGAAGCAGGAAAGAAUGGAAAGCCGGUAGACGCUAACACUUCGGGAAAGUCUGGAAGCACAGACAAUGAGAAUGGCGGAACUGAAGAGGGCAAUGGCUCGACGUCUCGAAAGAAGAAGUCCAAAUUCUCUAUCACGGGUAUUGUGGGUAUCGUCGUGGGUGCCGCUUUUCUGGCUGCAAUUAUCUUGGUGUUCCUGUUGCGCCGUCGUCGCCAGGGAUAUGAAACUAUAUGA
Molecule: messenger RNA, 3669 nt
Organism: Peronospora farinosa
Lineage: Eukaryota; Oomycota; Peronosporomycetes; Peronosporales; Peronosporaceae
Source: the annotation of a GenBank genome assembly